This is a messenger RNA of Neurospora crassa OR74A, 534 nucleotides long. RefSeq lists its product as hypothetical. The record is from RefSeq and is a predicted model, not a curated record. The coding region runs from base 1 to 534 and encodes 177 amino acids. Lineage: Eukaryota; Fungi; Ascomycota; Sordariomycetes; Sordariales; Sordariaceae. The transcript has a single exon.
AUGAUGACAGAGACGGCAACUAUCCGGAUUAUUACCCCUGAUAAAUUGAUGUCCAUUCCACGUGAUGUCCGAGACUCGGUUAGCUCAUGGGAUACCUUCCCUGAAAUAGAACUUACCAGCCCGCGGCAGACUUCACCCCCCAUCACCCGGCACCAAAGUGGCACCGGAUCUCAAGCUUCAUAUCCUCCAGAUUUUGCUCGCCGCCUUUCCAGCUUGAAUCAAAGCAUCAACGCGCUGCAGCGGGAACUCAGACAAGAAGGAAGGCCACGGCGGGCGGCACUUAGAGGCCCUGUUUUCUCCGAGAGUACCCCUGCUGUCGAUAUCCAGCUGCCAGAUCCAAUCUUGCUUACACCUACUACCCUAGGCAUCUCCGUUGAUGAGAAUCGCACUACCAGAAUACCUCUAGGGGUACCUGCACCCACAGCGGGAGAGACCUGUCUGUACAGGCUCCAUGAUCGGCCUGGAUUUUGCGACUGUCCUGGAUGCCGGCAUGUAUGGGGUACUGAGGACGGGGCUGACCGUGGGCUUAGGUGA